AUGAAACCUUACAUAUAUCUUCACCCUUUUGUUAAAUUCAAUAAAAACCUACGAACAUGUAAUAAAAUCAUCCCACAAACAUACACACAUCCUAAAAAACUUUCAUCAAAUCUUUCACUAAUACUUAAAAUCUUUACAAUAAACAGUUCAAUAAUACCACCAUCAUUAUUUGCCUUUGUUUUUAAUGUUUUUGUGUUUGCAAGAGAAACAAAACAACCUCCACCAGUGAUCUCCGUCAUUGACCAAACCCUCCGCCGUCGUCUCCAUUCGUCCAAAAUCACCUCUGUCAUCGUCUCAUCGACCGGCCUCCUCAUCACAUCGCCGCUAUUCGUCGACUCAGAGCAGUGA
Messenger RNA from Vicia faba (fava bean), 348 nucleotides. NCBI's taxonomy places the organism in Eukaryota, Viridiplantae, Streptophyta, Magnoliopsida, Fabales, Fabaceae. The record is from the annotation of a GenBank genome assembly.